This is a messenger RNA of Paraphaeosphaeria sporulosa, 1072 nucleotides long. RefSeq lists its product as uncharacterized. Lineage: Eukaryota; Fungi; Ascomycota; Dothideomycetes; Pleosporales; Didymosphaeriaceae. The transcript is spliced from 6 exons. The record is from RefSeq and is a predicted model, not a curated record. The annotation marks the transcript as partial.
CUGAUGUACCCAAGUGGUGACGAGAAGGCGCGACAAGAUGUCGCUGUUGGGGCUAUUGUCACCAUGACCAUCCUUGGGAUGGCAUGUGUUGCCCUACGGAUCCAUACACGCGCGCGCAUUGUCCGGAAUAUGGGUAACGAAGAUUGGACGAUGAUUGUGGCUGCGAUACUCGCAAUGACUCUCGCGAUCCAACUACUUAUCUCCGUUAAAGUGUUCAAGAUGGGAUACAGUGGCAUGUCUUUGUCAAUGGAGCAAGCGGUGGCAAGCUCAAAGUUGGGCCUUUCCGUAAUUGUGGUGUACAAGUCUACCGUGACCUUAAUCAAGGCAUCUAUUCUAAUGAUCUAUCUACGCCUAUCGGUCACCAAGACCUUCGAAUGGCUUUGCAAGGGAAGCAUAUAUCUGCUCUUCACGUACCAGGCCAUCGUCAUCAUCAUAGUACCUCUAGAGUGUAUCCCCCUGCGCAAGAUGUGGGACUUCAGUGGCACUGUCCCUGGACAUUGCAUUGAUACAGCGACAUUUUACUACAUCACGUCUGCCUUUCACAUCCUAAUGGACGUAUGGAUCCUACUGCUUCCGUACAAGCUCAUCUUCUCUAUUCCACGCCCUACCCGAGAGAAGUUCGCCGUCUACGCCGUCUUCGGCCUCGGGGCUUUCAGCACCAUCUGCUCCGUCAUCCGCUUCUACUUCCUCGUUGUCGCGCUCAAUAGUAUGGAUCCUUACUACGACUCGCUUGGCGUCAACGUUUGGAGUGUCAUCGAAGUCAACGUCGGAAUCAUCUGCGCUUCGAUGCCCACUCUCCGGCCGCUCCUGUCCAGGGCCCAACGUGUCCGCACGAGGCACGCCUUGAAGAUGUCGGAGCAGAGCGAUGGGCUAUCCAUUCCUUGGAGCAGUAAGCGAGGUGGGUUGUUGCAGGUCAAGGAGAUGUUCAUCACUCUGGGUACCGUUACGGCUGGGACGUUCAAGAGCUCCAGAGAUUCUGUCUAUGAGGAGGAACAGUGGCGCGACGAGAAGCCGCCUCCGGUACCACCCAAAGAUUGGAGGGAACCCCGCCUUUCGUAUCCUGAUAUGGCCC